AUGGCACCUCCCCAAACUCGCCCUGUAGACGACGAACCAGAUCAAUUGAUGGAUGGGUCCAAGCUCCUCGAGUUCAGGUCCCCGUCCGGCACUUUCGAGUACUCCAUCAGGACGCUCCCUGUCCCCGUCAAAGCCCAGAUGCUCGACGACGAGAGUGACGAGGACCUCCCUCCCCCGAUGCUUGAUAUUGACCACGGUGACGCCCUUGAUGGGCCGAGCGACAUCGUCAGUGCUCCGCAGCAUCAGAGAUUUACCGAUCCUCACCCAUUGAGUGAUCUGCUCGUCAAGGACCAUUGUGCGCACCCCGACGAUGAUGCGUGCAUCAGAUUCAUCUCGUUCAACGGCGACCUCCGCGACGCUGCCGACAGUGAUUUCGCAUGGCUUAACCAGAUGCCCCUGGCUGCAGUCGAUGAGAAGACUCGGCAGACUUGGAACCUGGGGGGUGACUGGAGCGAGCAAAUGCGGGAAGCCUCAUUCAACAACAAGACCCUCAAGGAGAAGCUUAGUCCUAUCAUCACCGCCGUUCGGAUCACCAACGCGCAGAUGUACCGACUGCGCAACGCCUGUCUGACUUUCAACAAGGACGCGCAGCCAGCGUUUAGCUCAGAAGACUUCUCCACCGACAAUGUGAACCUCGUCUUCGAAGCAGUGGCAGCUGAGAUUAAGGUGCAUCGGUACGAGGAGUCGGAUUCGCCUUCUGAGGCCGAAGCCGAGAAGGCGAAUGGCAACUUACAGGCUGCGAUUCGCCGAUUAGACGCGUACAUCGAGGCCCACAGCGACGACGAGAUAAAGAUGUACAAGGAGAAGGCGUUCCAGGUAUGA
This is a messenger RNA of Vanrija pseudolonga, 822 nucleotides long. RefSeq lists its product as uncharacterized. Bases 1 to 822 code for a protein of 273 amino acids. Lineage: Eukaryota; Fungi; Basidiomycota; Tremellomycetes; Trichosporonales; Trichosporonaceae. The record is from RefSeq and is a predicted model, not a curated record. The transcript has 4 exons.